CAGCUGAUGCGCGUAUCAACCGACCGACUCCAUCAUCAGCAUCCGACGCUGACAGCGGUCGAAGACAGCAUCCUUAAUAUUACCGAGCCACGGCAUCAACGCGGAAUAAUUCAGAGCCCGACCGACCAGGACUGACGUCUCUGUCUUUUGACAAUAUUGUUUGUUGGGGCUGCCAUCUUACAAAACCGCCAAGCUGCAAAAUAGUGAGUAGCCUUUGAUGAUGGACCGCCAGGAUGCUACAAUCGUGUGUGUGCCCCCACUACCUGCAUUAGGUUGUGAUGACCCACACUACUUCCAAAUGUAUCUGUGACCCUCCCCAAUCCUGACUCCUAACCUCUAAUCCUGACCUUUGACCCCCACUAUGGGCAGUGUUGGCAGUGGGGUGGCAGGAGAGCAGGAGUUUGCCAUGAAGUCUGUGGGCACGAGGACCACCCUGCCCCGAGCACCUCCUCUCUCUCGCCGUUGCCCUGCUGAUCGCAGCUGCAGCGCAGAGCGGCUGCCACGCCCCCAGCAACUAUAUCAGACGGGACGGCCUCUAGCGAUGAACGAGGGAGUGUUAGUAUCGGGACUGGGACCUGUACUGGGACUGACCGGCCCACCGAAACAGCCUCCUCCACCAACACUGAAUGCACCAUGACAGCCCCAUCCAACAACAACCAGUUGGACUGUGGCAACGGAGCAGGCAGGAGGGAGUGGGAGAGGCAGCGUGAGAGGGGGAGAGACAGGGACCGGGACCGAGACUGGGACCGGGAGAGGUUAGAGAGGGAACGAGAAAGGGAGAGGAACCGGGAGAGGGAGCGGGAAAGAGUGGAGAGGGAGAGGCUGGAACGUGAGAGGGAACGUGAGAGGGAGCGAGCCAGAGAGAGGGAACGAGAGAGGAUCGAAAGGGAGAAGAUAGAAAGGGAGAGAGAGCGCGAGAGAGAGAGGGAGAGGGAGCGAGAAAGAGAGAGGCUGGAGAACGAGAGGAUGGAAAGAGAGCGAGAGAGGGAGAUGCAGGCUGCAGGUUUAGAUGUUUGUGGGAACAUUGUGGGUCGAGGGGCCAGUGAGAAGAGCAGUGUUGGGAUGAGCCAACACCAGCACAGAGAGAUGGCAGCCGCCAGAGCCGACAGCGAGAACAAUCCAGCCAGCCAUAACCACAACCCUCCAAACCACAACCCGCCCAAGAUCAUGCCUGUGUCAGGAAAACUGGAACAGGCAAUGCAGAACAACUCAGGCCUUGUGCGUCCUUCUGCAUUCAAGCCAGUGGUGCCCAAGAGCUUCCACUCCAUGCAGAAUCUGGUAGGCCAGGCAGGAGGGGCUGGAAAUGAGGGAAAGAAUGAGGGAAGGAGUGAAGGGUUCAGUGAGGGCAGAGUAGGCAGGAGAGGCAGGGAUGGAGGAGGAGGAGAGUCAGGAGAGGUCCCAGAAGCCCUGCUCCUUGAUCAGGACAGCCCAGUGAGGGUUAGCAGAAGUGAUGGAGGGGGAACUGGUAAUGAAGUGGUUCAGGGAGGCAUGUCCGAUUCAGGGAGAAACUCCCUGACCAGUCUGCCCACCUACACGGGCUCAGGGUCUGGUUGUGGACCCCCAGCAGUCCUGGGGCCCCUCAGUGCUUCUACCAGCCACAUCAACAGAUUGGGCAUGGUUGGAGCCGCUGCAGGCCUAGAGAAGCUGGAGAAGCCUGGCUACCAGAAUGGGAUCAGCGCCUCAGACAGCGGCCGGUCCUCCUCUGGAAAGAGCUCUUCGUCCUAUCAGAGGCUGAGCCACCUGAGUGAUGCUCCAGCACCUCUACGCCCCUCUCCCUCCUCGGAUGACAUCAUCCAGGACCUCGAGGAUCGCUUGUGGGAGAAAGAGCAAGAGGUGCAGCAUAUGCGCAGAAACCUGGACCAAAGUGAGGCAGCGAUCAUUCAGGUGUUUGAGGAGAAGCAACGCGUCUGGGAGCGACAGAUGGAUGAGCUGAGACAAAACUAUGCCUCGCGUCUGCAGCAGGUUACCCGUCGUGCUCAGCGUUCCCAGACUGCCCUGCAGGCCCAGAUAACCCGUCUGUCCCAGGACAAAAGGAGGCUCCAGGAGGAGAUGGCGGCUCUGUUGGCCCAGAGAGAGGAGCUGGAGAGAAAAUGUUUGGAUUACAGGAAGGAGCAAGCUGACAUCUUGCCUCGCCUGGAGGAAACCAAAUGGGAGGUGUGCCAGAAAGCAGGAGAGAUCUCCUUGCUGAAGCAGCAGCUGAGGGAAAGUCAGGCUGAAGUGACCCAGCGAGCUGGAGAGAUGGUGGCCCUGAGAGGCCAGCUAAAGGAGCUCAACGCCCAGCUGAGGGAACGGGAGGAGGUCAUGCUGGGCCUGAAGGACUCCUACAGCAGCAAGAGUGUGGAGCUGGAGAAGUGUGAGGGAGAGCUGAGGAGGACUCUGUCUGAGGUGACCAUCCUUAGAGAGAAGCUGGGUGUAUUUGAAGCAGAGGUGCUAAGUUUAAAACGGGCUCUGAGUGAAGUGAGCAGAGGGGCAGAAGUUGUUGUGAGCCCUAACUUAGCUGCUGCAGGGCUGCUGCCUCCAUGGGGAGGUGUCCACUGCCCACGAAACCCAACUGAGCCCUCAACAAACUCCCUCACCCCCACGUCUGACACCCUGCUAAGCCUUCAGAGUGAUGAAGCCAAAGCCCAAAGGCAGGAAGCUCAGAGACAAGAGAGGCAACAGCGCGAAGAAGCUCAGUGGCGUGACGUGCAGCAACGGCAAGACGCGCACGUUCCGCAGGACCUUCAGAUGCGUCAGGAUGCCCAAAUCCGACCAGAGGCUCAGCUCCGCCAGGAGGCACAGCUGCGCCAAGAGGCUCACCUGCGUCAUGAAGCCCAGAUCCGUCAAGAGGUCCAACUACGCCAAGAAGCGCAGCUGCGUCAAGAAGCGCAGCUCCGUCAGGAGGCCCAACUUCGCCAUGAGGCUCAAAUGCGUCAAGAGGCCCAGCUACGUCACGAGUCCCAACUCUGCCAGGACGGUCAUCAGCCACAGAGGGUCCAGGAAGGUCACUGGGAUGAAGCGGGCGAGCUGCGCAGGCAGCUAGAGCAGUUGCAGGCUGCGUUACGGCUGGAGCGACAGCAACGGGAACGUCAGGCCCUCAACUUUGACCAGGAGCGCCACACCUGGCAGGACGAGAAGGAGCGGGUUUUGAAAUACCAGGCACAGCUGCAGCUCAGCUAUGUGGAAACACUGCAGAAGAACCAGGCCUUGGAAAAACGUAUGAGCCAGCUGGGAGCUAAACAAACCACAACCACAACCACCACCACUGUUACCACUAUCACCACUACUUCCCCCACCUCCUCUAAUUCUCCACCUCCACCGCCACCAGCUCUCUCACCUCUGUCUCCUCAGCCUCUGCCGUCUCUCUCUGGCCCUAUCGCCCUCACCCUCUCUCCACCUUGUGAAGACCAAAAGGGCCCUCCUUCCCUCCACCAGCUUGCGCCUCCCUGGGCAGGACCCUCACGCCUGGAGAGGAUCGAGUCAACUGAGAUAUAGAGACACCUCCAUGGAGGAAAUUCUCCAUUUCACACCAUUCACAGUGACCAAGGCCUCUCACACAAAGCCACUUCAGCAUACAGUAGAAAAACAAUUCAGUCUACAAUAGAAUAAACCAGUACAGUCUGACAUACUUUUCAAAGCAACCAUAGACACAAAGCAGCAACAGGAGCCGACUGUUAAAAUGCAACAAGAACAAAGGAACUUAACAACAUCAAUCAUUAUCAAUGAGAUUUUCAAGCUCCUAAGCAGCCUUUCUAUCACUAGUUGCUAAUUGCAGCAUCCAACAUAAUCAGUGUUCAUGAAAAGUGUGCCACGCUAACGGAUGGCAGCAAAACAAAAUAUUAAAUGACGGUGUUUAGAUUACAGCGCUAAAACAUGAGUCAUUUAUGCUAGAAAAGGACCAAGACAAUCAGGGAUAUUGUCAGAAACGAUCAACAGGAAUAUAAUGUGGUAUUUAUUCAUUGUAAGUCUGUGUCACUGGUUAUGUAAAAGUAGAAUUAGUGGUCAGAGUGUGUGAUGUUAACAUUUUUGGCCAGAGAGCGCCUUACUCCAGUCUUUCCAGCAUGAGUAUGCUGGGAACAGUUAGUGGUGGGGGGGAAAAAAAAUCAAGUGUGAUGAUUUCAGCGCUUUAAUCACGACCUUAAUUAUCAGCAAACCAGUCAAACAGAAGUGUUACAUAUGGCUGGACUAUUUAAUUUGUAAUCCCAGCAGUUAGUGACGUCAGCGGUCUCGCAGACUGAUUCAGUUUAUUUCGAGUCAUUUCAUGCACAGGGUCCAACACACAUGGCCCAUUUAAACACAUUAUUAAGACCAACAGAGUUUAUAUUUUCUACAAAUUGAAUUUAAAUAGAUAUGUUUAGCAGAUAAUCAGCCCCAAAUGAAGGCAGAACAGGUUUCAGGACACGGGAGAACGUGGUUCACCUUCACUCCAGUAUUCCUGCGGUGACUAAAAAUGAACACCAGGGGUCACUGGAGAGCUUUCACCGCUCCGCUAGCAGAUGAUGUGAAUGGAAGCACACAAUUUGAAUUUGGUUAUUAUGAUAAUUGUGUCAUUCACAGCCAAGACAUCUGUCAAAGCAGUACUUAUCCCCAAAGUUAAAAAAUUUUAUAGAAUGUAUGAUAAUCUAGAAAGAAAUACUUAUAAUAGUUAUAGAUUGUACAUUUUUGUGUACGAGAGAAAGCGAGAGCGUGUGCGAGCGAGUGCGUGCAUGUGUGUAAACAUAUGAAAAGCUUCAGCUUAUGAGAUUGAGGAUAGAGGGACUAGUGGCAAUAGAGCAAGUGAAGAUAUAAUAUAAGCAAAGGGGGAUUUUCUCUACAGUAACAUGUACAUCAAAGCUUGUGAGACUUACAUUUCAAACUGAGGGGGUGUGUAUAUGCUGGAAAGUCUUACUUUCUUCUGUAUAUUUCGUUUCGAUAAAGCAGGGGAUAAGGAAGUGGGGAAAAAAUCAGACGAGUGGAGAGUCUGCCUCUUUAAAGGGAGAAUUGAGGCUAACUGCACUAUGUAGUGUCCUACACACAAGUUAUGAUGUACAGUAGACUCAGAUGUGAAUAUCAUGGCUUUUAUAUGUGUUGUUUAUGCCAGCAUACAAAGAUGUUGCUCAAGAAUAUUAACUUAUCUCUAAGGUAUUAUAUAGUAUUAUCAUCUUUAUUACUGUUAUUAUAUUAUGGUGAACUGACAGAGAAAAAAAUAUGUGCCAUUUGAGCUUUCCUUUAUGUGGUUUUUGUUUGUUUUUUAACUGUGUAGAUAGCCUAUCGGCCUACCAUGAUGGUGCAAUCAUAGCAACCCUGUCCAAAAAUGAUGUUCCUUUUUGAUGUAGGUGAUAAAUGUAGUUACAGUAUUGCAUUGUUUAGAGAACAAAAUGCCACCGAUUUUAUACAUAUUUCCAAUUUAUUGUUUGCAUUUAUGUUACUAGUACUGCUCUGGCUUGAUUAAAACCCACCUCUUUGUUAAAUUCAGCAGAACUAAUAAAGAUAUGUGAAUAAUUCAA
Oreochromis niloticus (Nile tilapia) is the source of this 5465-nucleotide messenger RNA. It is a transcript of the gene lzts3b, whose product is annotated as leucine zipper, putative tumor suppressor family member 3b. The transcript has 8 exons. Gene Ontology annotation, biological process: regulation of dendritic spine morphogenesis. The record is from RefSeq and is a predicted model, not a curated record. Bases 634 to 3474 code for a protein of 946 amino acids. Gene Ontology annotation, cellular component: dendritic spine. NCBI's taxonomy places the organism in Eukaryota, Metazoa, Chordata, Actinopteri, Cichliformes, Cichlidae.